This is a messenger RNA of Xenopus laevis (African clawed frog), 2283 nucleotides long. It is a transcript of the gene nras.L, whose product is annotated as neuroblastoma RAS viral (v-ras) oncogene homolog L homeolog. Gene Ontology annotation, molecular function: G protein activity; GTPase activity; GTP binding. The coding region runs from base 173 to 742 and encodes 189 amino acids. Gene Ontology annotation, biological process: signal transduction. The transcript is spliced from 6 exons. Gene Ontology annotation, cellular component: plasma membrane; Golgi membrane; membrane. Lineage: Eukaryota; Metazoa; Chordata; Amphibia; Anura; Pipidae. The record is from RefSeq and is a predicted model, not a curated record.
UGGCAGGAAGUUCUCGCGAUGUUUGAUGUGGAUGCGGAAGUUUGUAGAGGGAAAGGAGGGUGCGCCCUAGUAGGGAGGGGAUAAUUCUGGGACUUUAUGAGAAGAGUGGCUGGUGCAUGGACCUGGAAGGGGUUUUCAGCAACUUUGUGAGGCGGGGCGCGACUCUGAAGAAAUGACAGAAUAUAAACUGGUGGUGGUGGGAGCAGGAGGUGUUGGGAAAAGUGCCUUAACAAUCCAGCUUAUACAGAACCAUUUUGUAGAUGAGUAUGAUCCUACUAUCGAGGAUUCCUAUAGAAAACAGGUAGUGAUUGAUGGAGAGACUUGCCUGUUGGAUAUUUUAGACACGGCUGGUCAAGAGGAAUACAGUGCUAUGCGUGACCAGUAUAUGAGGACCGGGGAAGGAUUUCUGUGUGUAUUUGCUAUUAAUAACAGCAAGUCUUUUGCUGAUAUUAAUGCCUACAGGGAACAGAUAAAACGAGUGAAAGACUCAGAUGAUGUCCCCAUGGUGCUUGUUGGAAAUAAAUGCGAUUUGCCAAGCAGAACCGUGGAUACCAAGCAAGCCCAAGAGCUUGCCAGAAGCUAUGGAAUUCCUUUCAUCGAGACCUCGGCAAAGACAAGACAGGGGGUAGAAGAUGCAUUUUACACCUUGGUUAGAGAAAUUCAUCAGUAUAGAAUGAAGAAAUUGGACAGCAGUGAAGAUAACAAUCAAGGAUGUAUCCGAAUUCCCUGCAAGCUUAUGUAAUCAGACCUUUGUUUUCCUAUGGAAGAGUCCCACUCUUUCCAAAAGCCAUUCGCACAAGAUACGACUGCUAUCAAUCCAAACAACACUUUUCAAUACCACUUACCUCCUUAACUCAUGGUCGGAUCACUGAACAUGUACUUAAACCUGUGGAAGAACUUGCCAAACUAGACGGCAAACUAGAUGCUGAUUAUGUUUUUUUUUUUGUUUUUGUUUUUUUUUUUUGGACAAGACACAGCCAACUGGAACUGUUUGUGGUAACCCAGGUAACAUCAAUCGGUGAGACAGAGCAUUACCUGGCUAUGCCCAAUGUCUUGCUGUUAUGCCCUCAUCUCAUGGUUUUAACAAAUUGUUGAGCACCUCUAUUUUUCAUUUACCAAGGUUAGGAGGCAAAACAUUCAAACCGUGUUCAAUAACUUCUCUCAGGCCAAUAUGAAGGGCAAUCUUUGACUUAAAAGACAACACUGUAAAUGAAAAUCAAAUGUGCUGUUGCCUUUUUUUUUCAUUUGGAAUAAAUAUUACUCAAGGAAACCACGGUUCCUGCAAUUACAAAUAUGACAGGGUUUCACGCAAAAAUCUAACAAAGAAAUAUGUGCUUAUUCAGUACAGAGGAGGGGAGCCAACCAUUCUGGCAAUGGUUUUCGGCUCUUUCUUUGUAACUCUGGACAUUUGGGUUACUGUGUAUUUUCACUCUGGAUGUAACAAACGGAUGUAGGAACUAAUUUAGGGAUUAAGGACAGAUGUCAAGGACCAAAGAUUAGAUAAGAUUUUUUUUUAUAUAAAUUACCUUUUGCCUUAACAGUGUAUCAUCUUGGCUAUAAUAUGUAAGUAAACAAAGCCAACUUCAUGUGAAACAUACACAGUGAAAUGGUAGUUUCUGCAUAGGCAUGUGUUUUCUACUGAAAAGAUCCUGUAUUGCUUAUUUAAAUCUAAAAAUAAUGCAAACGUCAACAGAUUUUUUCAGGAGUCAUCCCGAUUUGUCCCUGCCGCUGAAAAGCCUAGAAAACAGCCCAAAUCCUCAGUAGCAGGUAGCACGAUCGGGGACAUGGCCCGGGGUAGAGGGGUUGGUGUCUCUGCUAAUGUGAUAGCACCUUAAAAUAAUUUUCUGCUUCUUGAUGCAAUUCCAUGUCCCACGCAAUCGCUGUUGAAAGGGGCAUUCCAGUCCAGGGAUGAAGGCUGUCAACUUCCAUUUUAGACUAUUAAAUGGAGAACUAUUUCUAUGUAUUCAGUACUUGCUUUCUAAAAUUACUAUUUUAAGCUGUAUUAAUUAUUCAUUUUGUUUUUUCAAAAAUAGUCUGGUAAAGGUUUUUUGUUUGUUUUUUUUACUUAUAUUGAUACCAAGGAACAUUUUUACAUUUUUCUUUUCAACACAUAUUCAGUGAUCAAUAGUGCAGGAUUGUCCAGAAAUCAGCUUGCUCAUAAAGGGGCAGUGUACUUUCUUUUUGAACAUGAUGCAUCCCCCUAUUGAUUUAAUUAAGAAACAUCCUGUAUUGGUUUUUGUAAUUUUUUUUUUCCACUAAACAAAGUUAAACAUGGUAAUUUUC